AUGGCCACCAUCACCUGCACCCGCUUCACGGAAGAGUACCAGCUCUUCGAGGAACUAGGAAAGGGAGCAUUCUCAGUGGUGCGCAGGUGUGUGAAGGUGCUAGCCGGCCAGGAAUAUGCUGCCAAGAUUAUCAACACGAAGAAGCUCUCGGCCAGAGAUCACCAGAAGUUGGAGCGUGAAGCCCGCAUCUGCCGCCUGCUGAAGCACCCCAACAUCGUCCGGCUCCAUGACAGCAUCUCUGAGGAGGGACACCAUUACCUGAUCUUUGACCUCGUCACCGGCGGGGAGCUGUUUGAAGACAUCGUGGCCCGGGAGUAUUACAGUGAGGCGGAUGCCAGUCACUGCAUCCAGCAGAUCCUGGAGGCCGUGCUGCACUGCCACCAGAUGGGGGUGGUGCACCGGGACCUGAAGCCGGAGAACCUGUUGCUGGCCUCCAAGCUCAAGGGCGCUGCGGUGAAGCUGGCGGACUUUGGCCUGGCCAUAGAGGUAGAGGGCGAGCAGCAGGCAUGGUUUGGGUUCGCAGGGACACCUGGAUACCUGUCCCCAGAAGUGCUGCGGAAGGACCCAUACGGGAAGCCCGUGGACCUGUGGGCUUGUGGGGUCAUCCUGUACAUCCUGCUGGUGGGGUACCCCCCAUUCUGGGAUGAGGACCAGCAUCGCCUGUACCAGCAGAUCAAAGCUGGCGCCUAUGAUUUCCCAUCACCAGAAUGGGACACCGUUACCCCGGAAGCCAAGGAUCUGAUUAAUAAGAUGCUGACCAUCAACCCAUCCAAACGCAUCACGGCCGCCGAGGCCCUCAAGCACCCCUGGAUCUCGCACCGGUCCACCGUGGCCUCCUGCAUGCACAGGCAGGAGACCGUGGACUGCCUGAAGAAGUUCAACGCCAGGAGAAAACUGAAGGGAGCCAUCCUCACCACUAUGCUGGCCACCAGGAACUUUUCUGGCGGGAAGAGUGGAGGGAACAAGAAGAACGAUGGUGUGAAGAAAAGAAAGUCCAGUUCCAGCGUUCAGUUAAUGGAAUCUUCAGAGAGCACCAAUACCACCAUUGAGGAUGAAGACACGAAAGUGCGGAAACAAGAAAUCAUAAAAGUGACAGAGCAGCUGAUUGAAGCCAUAAGCAAUGGAGAUUUUGAGUCCUACACGAAAAUGUGUGACCCUGGGAUGACGGCCUUCGAACCCGAGGCCCUGGGGAACCUGGUCGAGGGCCUGGACUUCCAUCGAUUCUAUUUUGAAAACCUGUGGUCCCGGAACAGCAAGCCUGUGCACACCACCAUCCUGAACCCCCACAUCCACCUGAUGGGUGACGAGUCGGCCUGCAUCGCCUACAUCCGCAUCACGCAGUACCUGGAUGCCAGCGGCAUCCCCCGCACGGCCCAGUCGGAAGAGACCCGCGUCUGGCACCGCCGGGACGGCAAAUGGCAGAUUGUCCACUUCCACAGAUCCGGGGCGCCUUCUGUCCUGCCGCAGUAA
This is a messenger RNA of Rangifer tarandus platyrhynchus (Svalbard reindeer), 1470 nucleotides long. The record is from the annotation of a GenBank genome assembly. Lineage: Eukaryota; Metazoa; Chordata; Mammalia; Artiodactyla; Cervidae.